UCUGCAACUAGCUUAACUUGAGAUCAACCUCAAUAAAAAUUCCUUCUUUCAAUCUCCAACAACAAAAACAGAAAUGAAAACCCCUCAUUCCCAUAGCCAUAGACACAUCUCAAAACUCAUAUUCUACAAUAAACCAAAAUUGUUCUGCAAUUUCCGACCCUCCAUGAAAAUCCAAGACAAUGACGAAAAAGACCCAGACUUUCAAUUCGUAGCAACUUUAGCCCACAUCCUCAGAGGAAAACAGAGCUGGAAAAUUGCACUCAAUGAUCCCUUAAUUUCCAAAAAGUUACAGCCUCACCACAUUGAGAAAGUUUUAAUGUUGUCUCUCAAUGAUUCAAGGUUAGCUUUAAGGUUCUUUAAUUUUCUUGGGCUGCAUAAGAAUUUCACUCACUCUACAAUGUCGUUUUGCAUUCUAAUUCAUUCUUUAGUUAAUAGUAAGUUACACUGGCCUGCUUCUUCGCUCUUGCAAACACUGCUUGUUCGUGGGUUGGACCCAAGAGAGGUUUUUGAAGCUCUUUUGAAUUCGUUCAAGAAUUGUAAAUUUGGUUCUAGUUUAGGUUUUGAUUUGUUGGUUCAGAGUUAUGUGCAGAAUAAGAGAGUUUUUGAUGGGGUUUUGGUAUUCAGGUUGAUGAAAGAGUGUAAUUUGAUGCCUGAAGUUAGGACUUUGAGUGCCCUUUUAAAUGGGCUUUUGAGGAUUAGAAGGUUUAAUGAUGUUUUAAUGUUGUUUGAUGAGAUUGUUAGUGCUGAUGUUAAGCCUGAUGCUUAUGUUUAUACGGCUGUGAUUCGAAGUUUGUGCGAGUUGAAGGAUUUUGAUAAGGCGAAAGAAAUGAUUCGAUGGAUGGAAUCCGGUGAAUGCGAAUUGAGUGUAGUGAUAUAUAAUGUGUUGAUUCAUGGGCUUUGUAAGAGCCGUAGAUUUUCGGAGGCUGUUGCGGUUAAGAAUGGUUUGGUUAAGAAGGGGUUGAAAGCGGAUUUGGUGACGUAUUGUACAUUAGUGAUUGGAACAUGCAAGGUGCAGGAGUUUGAGUUUGGUGUGCGGAUAUUGGAUGAAAUGAUCGAGUUAGGAUUUGUACCUAGCGAGGCAGCUGUUACGGCUUUGAUUGAAGGGUUGAGGAGCAAGGGACGGAUUAACGAUGCUUUUAAUUUGGUAAACAAUGCUUGGAGAGUUGGAGUGGCGCCUAAUUUGUUUGUAUAUAAUUCAUUGCUUAAUUCUUUGUGUAAAGUUGGAAAAUUUGAGGAAGCAGAGUUGCUUUUCAAGAAAAUGGGAGGGAAAGGGUUAUGUGCAAAUGAUAUAACUUACUCUAUUUUGAUUGAUUCAUUUUGUAGAAGGGGUGAAAUGGAUACUGCAAUUACUUUUCUAGAUAAAAUGACUGAAGCAAGAGUAAAUUUCACUGUCUAUCCCUUUAAUUCCAUUAUUAAUGGUUACUGCAAGUUGCGGAAUGUGAAUGCAGCGAAGUACUUUUUUGACGAGAUGACUGACAAAGGAUUGACUCCAACAGUGGUGACAUAUACAUCGCUGAUAACUGGUUACUGCAAUGAAGGAGAUUUCCAUAAGGCAUUUAGAUUGUAUCAUGAGAUGACUGGAAAGGGAAUUGCUCCAAAUACAUACACCUUUACUGCGAUUAUAACAGGUCUCUGUCGGGCAGGUAUGAUGGUUGAGGCAACAAGAUUGUUUGAUGAAAUGAAAGAAAGAAACGUAAUGCCAAAUGAGGUCACAUACAAUGUUAUGAUCGACGGACAUUGUACAGGUGGAAACACAUUUAAAGCUUUUAAAUUGCUCGAUGAAAUGGUAGAGAAAGGCCUCGUUCCAGAUACAUAUACCUAUAGACCUCUCAUAGCUGGUCUUUGUUCUGCAGGCAGGGUAUCCGACGCCAAAGAAUUCAUUGAUGAGCUUCACAAAGGUCAUCGCAAGUUAAAUGAGAUGUGUUAUGGUGCUCUUCUGCAUGGUUAUUGCAAAGAAGGAAGAUUACGUGAUGCAGUGAGUUCUUGUCGUGACAUGGUGGCGAGAGGUGUUGAUAUGGAUCUCGUCUGCUAUUCGAUCCUUAUAGACGGAACUAUGAGAGAACACGACACUAGAACAUUAUUCGGCCUUUUGAAGGAGAUGCACAGUCAUGAAUUGAGGCCCGAUAAUGUAUUAUAUACAAACAUGAUCGAUAGACACAGCAAGGUGGGGAAUGUAAAGGAGGCAUUAGGCCUUUGGGAUAUAAUGGUCGACGAAGGAUGCGUUCCAAAUAUUAUAACUUACACUGCUCUAAUAAAUGGUUUGUGCAAGGCGGGAUUCAUGGAUAAGGCGGAGCUUCUUUGCAAAGAAAUAUUGGCUGGCAACGAAGCUCCAAAUCACAUCACAUAUGGCUGUUUCCUUGACAGGCUUACUAGGGACGGGGACAUGGAGAAAGCUGAACAGCUUCAUAAUGCAAUGCUUAAAGGGCUUUCAGCAAAUACCGUUUCAUAUAAUAUACUUAUCCGAGGCUUUUGUAAAUUGGGCAAGAUUCGAGAAGCAACCAAACUUCUAAAUGGCAUGACAGACAAUGGGAUUUUCCCAGAUUGCAUCACGUAUUCGACGAUUAUGUAUGAGCACUGCAAAAGCGGUAAUUUACAGUUAGCUAUCGAAUUAUGGCAGACAAUGCUCGACAAGGGUAUCAAACCUGAUACGCUAGCAUACAAUUUUUUGAUACAUGGUUGCUGCAUCGCAGGGGAACUGCUGAAGGCCUUUGAAUUGCGGGAUGAGAUGAUAAGACGAGGUAUGAAGCCUAGUCAAAUUACAGACUAUGCUCCCAUCCAUAGAGCCGAGUUAAAGAUUUCGAGUUUGCCUGCUGAUACAUAGCUAAGAUUCGAAUUUGUUGUACCAUGUGCUUGCUAGGAAAACCAAUAGAGCUCCAAUGCCGUAUUGUAGAAAUUUUUUUAAUCACUAACCAAAUUGAUAAACAUUGCAGCAAACUAGAUAGUUAACACUGAACCAUGUAUGUAAAGUUUAA
This is a messenger RNA of Mercurialis annua (annual mercury), 2972 nucleotides long. RefSeq names its product putative pentatricopeptide repeat-containing protein At5g59900. The transcript has a single exon. The record is from RefSeq and is a predicted model, not a curated record. NCBI's taxonomy places the organism in Eukaryota, Viridiplantae, Streptophyta, Magnoliopsida, Malpighiales, Euphorbiaceae. Bases 74 to 2821 code for a protein of 915 amino acids. Gene Ontology annotation, molecular function: protein binding.